UUUCAGAUUUCCGAUUCUCGAAGCUUUACUAACAUCUCCACCACUAACCAAGCCUCAACAUGCCAUCAAAGAAGAACAAAAAGGCCGCUGCAGCUGAACGAUCAGCAACACUUUCUGCUUCUGCAUCUCAACAAGUUGCAAAGGACGAGCAAUCAGCUCCAGUAGUUCCAACUCCUGAAUUGUCUCGUGUCUCUGUUUCCUCCAAUCCUCCGACUCCUUCUGCAAUUGAAAAACCUGUCCCUCUUCCUGUUCCAUCGAAACCAUUGUUCGAGUACGAACCUCCAGCACAACUGGAAGCUUUGGCUAAGAAUAAGCCUGUGAAAGUGACAACCAACUCAUACGAACUUGAGUUGAAGCCAACUCCUGUUUUUCGUUACGACGUCAGUGUUCUGAAGAGCUUUGACGAUUCAACCAGGGAUCCAAUUGAGCUUGCUGGCUCGAAAGGCGGCGAUCGUCAGCGGCAAGCUGACUUGACGGAAAUCGUGAAAGUUGCUCUCACAUUGGAAGGCCUUGGAAAUCUGAACAUCUUCUACGAUGGCGCAGCGAUGCUUUUCACAACUCAGAAAUUCGAAACAAAAACGGAAAAGCAGCAAGCAAUUUUCAUGCCAAUUCCGUCUGAUCAUCCAAAGCUCUCAACAUCUCUCAAAGAAAGCCAAUUCGGAAGAGCUUCCGGAAAGUUCCACGUGUCCAUCGAGUUGAACUCGAAACAAUCGGAACUAAAUACAAUCGAUCUUCUCAAUGAACGUCUGGAUUCAGCAGCUUGUCCAGUCACUCAGAUGGCUCAAAUCGCUCUGAGUGCAGAGGCCAAACAAAAUGGCUUCAUCAUUUUGGAUGGAGGACAUGAACUCUUCGAUCAGAAGAAUACAAGAAGAACAAUUGGAAAAGAUGGAGUUGAGGAUAUGGAUGGAGUGGCUGCCAGUAUAAAAAUGGCUCAAGGAAAUAAGAAAACUGGAUCUGCACACUUGGUCAUGGACUACAAAAAGAAGCAGUUCUUCAAGACUGGUCCAUUGAAGGAUUUGAUAAAAGGAAUCAAUCCAAAUCAGCUCCGUUCAUAUCUCAAAGGUCUUCGUGUCCACACUACAUACUCUCAUCAAUCAAUCUUCAUUGAUGGAAUUUCCAAUGUCCCAAUCGGAGAAAUUAAACUUCCCGAUGGUACUCCUCUUCUUGAUGAUUGUGCUCGAGUUUCCGGAAAGCCCAAGAGCUUUUUUGAUGCUUCCAAGCCUGCGGUUCAAGUUAACCAGUACAACAAACGGGAAGGUAGACGUAUGGUUUAUAGCUUCCCUAUCGAGAAUUUACUGGUAAAACCAAACCAGAAACUGACUCAGAACCAUGGAGAACCACCGAGAAGCAUCAAGCCGGAGCUGAGAUUUGAUCUCAUAAGAAAGGUUGGAGAGUCUGCAAAGCUUCUCUCUCCAAAUCAGACACUGAAAUCAAUUGGUAUUGCGAUCAAUCCAGAACCGAUCGUUGUUGAAGCUAUGACUGUGCCAAAGCCAACCAUUCUAUACAAAGACGGAGCAUUUACUUCUCCAGAUCUGUUAAACAGAACAUCAUGGGACGUUCAAGCACGUAACCACCAAUCUCUAAAAGGCGGAUUUGUGGAACCCAUGAAGAUCAACAAGAUCUUGAUUCUGUAUAAUAGUCAAUCCUACAGUCAAGCAAGUCCAAAAGAAGCAGUUGUCGAACUGCAAUCAAUUCUCAGCAAAAAAGCCAAAGAUGUUGGAAUGACAAUUGGGCAAAUUGAUGUGGAAGAUCUCAAUGAUCCGGAUAUCAUCGGAGCAAUUGAAAACAAAAUGACCAUUCUAAAAACGAGCCAAGUCAAGCCAAUUGUGAUCUACGCCGAUCAUACUAGUGAGGGUACCCACAGCACUUUGAAGCUUCAGGAACGAUUGUGUGAGGUCAUAACUCAACAAGUCGCUUUAGACAAAUCAUUGAAAAGAACACCUGGAAAAGUGACAGCAAACAACUUGUUGAUGAAGCUCAAUCUGAAGUAUGGUGGCGUGAAUCACAAAGUGCGAGUGGACAAUAGCAUUUCUCAUCUCUGGGGAGACACUUCAAACACACUCAUCAUCUCAUAUGAUGUGUGCCAUUCUUCUGGAAAAGUGUACAAGAAGGAUGAGAUUUGUGACGAGCCAAGCUGCGUUGGUUUUGGAUUCAAUGGAACCGCUUGCCCCGAAGCAUUCAUUGGAGAUUUCCAUUACCAGCUCCCACGUCACGAACAAGUUGAUGAACAUCUUCUGAAAUUGAGAGCCAGAUUCAUGCUCAAUCACUAUAUUACAUCUCGUAAGAAGUAUCCCCAACAAGUGGUCAUUUUGCGCGACGGAGUCUCUGAAGGACAACACAAAAUGGUCAGAAACGAAGAGUUCCAGGCGAUUAAACAGAGCAUCAUGAAUGUUUUCAAUGAAAAGAAGGCAAAGGCUCCGUCUUUUGCUCUUCUCGUUGUCACUAAGCGUCAUGCCAAUCGGCUUUUGAUUAAAGAUCAGAAUGGAUAUACGAAUGUCCCACCGUUGACGGCAAUUGACCAAACAAUUGUGAAGAAGCAAGGAAAUGAAGUCAUCUUUGUGUCCCAUUGUCCACUCAAUGGUACCGCCCAACCAAUUGUAAUCAAUACAUUGGUCAACGAUGGAAUUUUCAAGACCAAUGAUCAAUUGGUCCAGUUCAUCACAGCACUUUGCUGUGCUCAUCAGAAGUCUACAAACAUAGUGUCUCUCCCAGAGAGUAUCUACGCAGCUGACGAAUACGCCAAAAGAGGAGCCGAUUUGUUCCAGUCGUAUAAACUGAAGCAUCGAGAUCUUCCAACGACUACGAUCGACGACUCGACCCAGCUCGACUACGAAAAAAUCACCCUAAUUCUCUGCUUCCAAACGAGCUCUUUCAAAAAUAAGAGAAUUGCUUAAAUUAACGUUUUAAACUUCUAUACAGCUUCCAUGUACUCAAACAAUUUUGAAUGUAUUACUUUGUCACUCAUUACUCUACUUUCCGGUUUAAUUUUAAAACGGAAAUAAUUAUGUUUAGUUGUGAACUAAACUCUGUGCUUAAAGACAAUAAAACUUUUUUAUGAGGACAAAAUAAAGUUUUGAAAGUUAGAAUU
This is a messenger RNA of Caenorhabditis elegans, 3088 nucleotides long. RefSeq names its product Piwi domain-containing protein (gene vsra-1). Lineage: Eukaryota; Metazoa; Nematoda; Chromadorea; Rhabditida; Rhabditidae. The record is from RefSeq and is marked reviewed. The coding region runs from base 60 to 2894 and encodes 944 amino acids. Gene Ontology annotation, molecular function: nucleic acid binding. The transcript has 10 exons.